CGUCUCUCACGAGCAAAGCAGAGAGAUCAGAGCGCCAGCGAGGAAGCAGACGCAAGCUUCUGAGUUCAGAGUUCUGCAACGUCUGAAAAUGGCAUUUAAGUCGGUAUUCGAUUUUUCCCAAAUUAGAGCUGAAUUUGAACAAGCUGGUAUCAGUACUCGCUUCAUCCCAAUCAUAUGGAAGCACGUGAUUCAGAACCCUAAUUGUCAGUGGGAUGAAAUUCCAUCAUUGCCUUCAGGAGCAUACGUUCUGCUUCGUUCCAAGUUUGUACCAUUAACUUCCACCCUUCACACUGCCGAUGAAUCAAGCGAUGGUGUUACCACCAAGCUCCUCAUCAAACUUCAGAAAGGAGAAUUUACUGAGGCUGUUAUCAUGAGAUAUGACUCACGCUUAGGAAAGUAUAAUGGAGAACCUCGUCAUGGCGGACUAAGAUCAACCCUGUGCAUAUCAUCUCAGGUUGGAUGCAAAAUGGGCUGCAAAUUUUGUGCAACUGGAAGCAUGGGAUUUAAAACUAAUCUUACAUCCGGAGAAAUAGUUGAGCAGUUGGUGCAUGCUUCUCGUUUGUCAUCCAUACGCAAUGUUGUUUUCAUGGGCAUGGGAGAACCAUUAAACAAUUACUCUGCCCUUGUAGAGGCUAUCCAUGUAAUGACGUCGUCUCCAUUUUAUUUAUCGCCAAGGAAAAUUACGGUCUCUACGGUUGGAAUCAUUCAUGCCAUUAACAAGCUCCAUAUGGAUCUCCCAAAUAUAAACCUGGCGGUAUCCCUUCAUGCACCAGUUCAGGACAUCCGUUGUCAGAUAAUGCCUGCUGCUAGAGCCUUUCCUUUGGACAGACUGAUGGAUGCAUUGCAUGCCUAUCAAAAGAAAAGCCAGCAAAAGAUCUUUAUUGAAUACAUUAUGCUCGAUGGAGUGAAUGAUGACGAACAACUUGCCCACCAGCUCGGUAAAUUGCUAGAAGCAUUUCAAGUGGUUGUGAACUUGAUACCAUUUAAUCCAAUCGGUUCCCUGAGUGACUUUAGAACAAGUAAUGAUCAGAAAGUGACCAGAUUUCAAAAAACACUGAGGGAUAUCUACGGAAUUCGGACGACAAUCCGCAAGCAAAUGGGACAAGACAUAAGUGGUGCUUGUGGUCAGUUAGUAGUGAAUUUGCCAAAAAGGCAGUCGUUGGGGACCUGCUCAGAUGUUGUAACUGAUAUUGAAGAUCUUCACAUCUAAAAGAAAAGCGGUUACAGGUUAGCCCCGCUGUUUCCUGAUGUUUGAGGAUUUGAAGAUUUUUGGCUGUUUUGAAUUAUGCUGAUUUGAUGUAUGAUAUGUCUACGUUUCUGCUGCAGUCUUCAAUGCUCUGGUAAAUGGAUAGUUUUUUUCAUUCCCCUUUUGUAGGAAGAGCUCUGAAGUUCCUCUCAUCUUUUGCAAUAGUGGACUGGGAGCAUAGUUGUUGUUGUUCUACACUUAAUUUAAUGUUUCAGUCCCCUUGGUAUUGUAAUAUAUUGUAGGCUGAUAAGGCUGUAUCUAUCUAUUUAUCUAAUUAUAUAUAUUCAUUUAUCUAAUGUAAUGGAAGUGGUAUAAAUAUGUUAUGCAUCCUUUAUUCUCAUGUUCAAAAUUGUUCAAAAUUGACGUCGAAUCUGUUGAUGGAAGCCAUUGAAUGAA
Messenger RNA from Cuscuta epithymum, 1642 nucleotides. The record is from the annotation of a GenBank genome assembly. NCBI's taxonomy places the organism in Eukaryota, Viridiplantae, Streptophyta, Magnoliopsida, Solanales, Convolvulaceae.